GGCGGGCUGCGCUUCUCUUCAUCAAUCGAAAACCCACGUUUCCACUCAUCCAUCACUCUCGCCACUCCCUCAUCCGUCCCUCAUGGCCAUUACGAAGCGUGCUGGCCGCAAAGCCCAGGGCGGUGCUCAGCCUGCUGCUGCUCAGCCGGCUAAACGUGCUGCCGUCAAGAAGGCGACCUUCGAUGCAACAAAGCGCAAGGAAGUCGGUGUUUCUGAUCUGACCCUUCUAUCCAAGGUCUCCGAGGAGGCAAUCAACGAGAAUCUCAAGAAGAGAUUUCAAAACGGCUUGAUUUACACUUACAUUGGUCAUGUCUUGAUCUCUGUUAAUCCUUUCCGAGACCUCGGAAUCUACACAGACGCCGUGCUGGAAUCCUACAGAGGAAAGAACCGAUUGGAGGUUCCUCCCCAUGUUUUCGCUAUUGCUGAAGCCGCAUAUUACCAAAUGAAGUCUUAUAGCGAGAACCAAUGUGUUAUCAUUUCGGGUGAAUCUGGAGCCGGAAAGACUGAGGCUGCGAAGCGAAUCAUGCAAUACAUUGCUUCCGUCUCUGGAAAUUCCUCCUCCUCCAUUCAGGAGAUCAAGGAUAUGGUUUUGGCCACCAACCCCCUCCUCGAAUCGUUUGGCUGCGCAAAGACUCUUCGCAACAACAACUCCUCUCGUCACGGAAAAUAUCUACAAAUCCAAUUCAACAAGGUGGCCGAGCCCGUUGGUGCCAACAUUACGAAUUAUCUACUCGAGAAGAACAGAGUCGUCGGCCAAAUUGUGAACGAACGAAAUUUCCACAUCUUUUACCAGUUCACCAAGGGUGCUUCUAACAAGUACAGAGAGCAAUUCGGAAUUCAGCAACCCGAAUCGUACACUUACACUUCGGCCUCCAAGUGUACGUCGGUUGAUGGUAUCGAUGAUCUUGAUGAUUAUAAGGAGACUGUCAAAGCUAUGGAAAUCAUUGGUCUCCAUGAGAGCGAGCAGGACAGUAUUUUCAAGAUCUUGGCCAUCAUUCUUUGGCUGGGAAAUCUUGACUUUGUUGAAAAUGGCGAAGGAAACGCAUCAAUCCGUGAUCCGUCAGUUCCUAACUUUGUCGCUUACUUGAUGGGCGUUGACGCCUCUUUGGUGGAGAAAGCAAUGACCAUCAGAAUUGUGGAGACCUCUCGCGGCGGUCGUCGGGGAUCUGUUUACGACGUUCCUCUUAAUGUCACGCAGGCGCGAGCUGUGCGUGACGCCCUCGCGAAGGGUAUCUACUCUAACCUUUUUGACUGGAUCGUCGAUCGCGUGAAUGUGUCCAUGAAGGCGCGAGGAGAAGUGUCCCGCACGAUCGGUAUUCUCGAUAUCUACGGAUUCGAGAUUUUCGAGAACAAUUCGUUCGAGCAGAUCUGUAUCAACUAUGUCAACGAGAAACUACAGCAGAUUUUCAUUCAGCUUACGCUCAAAACGGAGCAGGAUGAGUAUGUUAAGGAGCAGAUCAAAUGGACGCCUAUCAACUACUUCAACAACAAGAUCGUCUGUGAUUUGAUCGAAGAGAAGCGUCCCCCUGGUAUUUUUGCUGCUCUCAACGAUGCCGUCGCGACUGCGCAUGCCGACUCUGGUGCUGCUGAUCAGUCCUUUGCUCAGCGCCUAUCUCUUGUGGCGUCAAACCCUCAUUUCGAGCAAAGACAGGGCAAGUUCAUCAUCAAGCACUACGCCGGUGAUGUGACCUACCGCAUCGAGGGAAUGACCGACAAGAACAAAGAUCAGAUGCUCAAAGAUCUUCUUGAUCUCAUCGCAGUUAGCGGUAACCCGUUCCUGAAGACUCUUUUCCCUGAACAGGUCAAUCAUGACUCAAAGAGACGACCGCCCACUGCCAGUGACAAGAUCAAAUCGUCUGCCAAUGAUCUAGUCCAGACCCUUAUGAGCUGUCAGCCUUCUUAUAUCCGUACCAUCAAACCGAACCAGACCAAGUCACCUACCGACUACGAUGACAAGGCGGUCUUGCAUCAGAUCAAAUAUCUUGGUCUGCAAGAGAACGUUCGCAUUCGACGCGCAGGUUUCGCUUACCGCCAGACGUUUGAGAAGUUUGCCGAGAGAUUCUAUCUGCUCUCCCCCAAGACUUCAUAUGCUGGUGACUAUAUCUGGCAAGGAGACGCUCACUCCGCGUGCUUGCAGAUCCUGAAGGACGCAUCGAUUCCCCAGGAGGAGUACCAGAUGGGAACUACAAAGGCAUUCAUCAAGACCCCCGAGACUCUCUUUGCACUAGAGCACAUGAGAGAUAGAUACUGGCACAACAUGGCAGUUAGAAUCCAGCGGGCUUGGCGAAACUAUUUGAGAUACAGAAUAGAGUGCGCUAUCCGUAUUCAGCGAGCAUGGCGCCGGACGUCGGGCACGAACCAGUUUGUUCAGACUCGCGACUAUGGUCACCAGGUUCUUGCCAACCGCAAGGAGCGUCGUCGGAUGUCGAUUCUUGGAUCUCGUCGCUACUUGGGUGAUUAUAUCGGUAUUGGAAACUCUGGCGGCCAGGGCGAAUUCAUCCGCGGCGGUGCGAGCAUUUCGUCGAAGGAGAUGGUGCAUUUCUCUUGCCGUGGUGAGCAAUUGAUUGCUAAGCUCGGAAGAACCAGUCUGCGAAUGCCUCGUGUGAUUGUGUUGACAAACAAGGCUUUAUACCUUGUCUCGGAAACUAUCGUGAACAGACAGCUCGUCAUUCAGAGCGAGAGAGUCAUCCCUGUUGGUCAAAUCAAGUCGAUCGGUUUGUCUAACCUGCGCGACGACUGGGUUGCUCUGGGCGUCAACUCCUCGCAAGAGCCCGACGUGUUCAUCUGGUGCUUGCUGAAGACGGAGCUUGUGACCAGGCUGAAGAUGGUUCUUCCUUCUAUUAGCCUGAACAUCGGCUCAACUGUUCAGUACGCAAAGAAGCCUGGCAAGAGCACGACUGUGAAGUUCCAGAAGGACCCUAGUGUUCCCAGAGACGAUGUGUACAAAAGUGGCACGGUCCGAGUUCCUCCCGGAGAGCCCGCAAGCAGCCGAUCGAGACCCAACCCGAGACGGAAAAACAACGUUGCGGCAAAGCCUGUCGGACAGGGCAAACUUCUUCGCCGUGGUGGUGGAAAUGCUCCAGCUGGUUAUGAGCUUUCUUCCAAACCGACACCGCAGGCUCACGCUCAGCCUACUGCUACUCCUGCAGCACAGGUCAACCGGGCAGCCAAGCCUGCUCCUCCUCCUGCGCCUACACAAAACGGCGCUGCGAAUGGUCAUUACGGUGGUGCUCAGCAGCAACAGCAGCCUCAUCACUCGCAACCUUCUGCAGCUGCGGUAUCGGCUGCUGUAGCUGCUACUUCAGCAGCCACGCGCAAGCCAGUUCCAACACCGCAAGCUUCUCCCGCUAGGGCGAAGCCCAAGCCUGCUCCGGCGCGACCUCAGAAGGCGCAGCCCGCUCAGGUGCCUCAGGCUGCUCAUCACGCGCACACCGCCUCAGCUAGCAAGCCUGCUCCGCCCCCACCUCCUCCACAGCCUGUUCAGCCAGCAGCGCCUGCUGAGCCGACCUACAAGGCUCUGUUCGACUUCCAAGCCCAGGGAGCGAACCAACUGUCGAUAACGAAGGGCGAGAUCUUGGUCGUUCUCAACAAAGAAGGAAAUGGCUGGUACCUGGCCAAGAGACCUGGUACUACCACUGAAGGCUGGACGCCGGCGUCAUAUCUGGAGGAGGUUCUCACCACCCCCGCUGCAGGCGCUGUACCUCCGCCUCCUCCUCCGCCUGCUGCGGCCUCGAACGGCAACGGCUAUGCCGCGCAGCAACAACAGCAGCAGCCCGUCGCAGCAGCACAGCCGAUGUCGGUUGGCGCUGGUCUGGCAGAGGCUCUGAAGGCUCGACAUACCCGGAUGAGAUCUGCGGACGAGAGCGAGGACGAAGAUGACGAUUGGUAGAUGUAGGGCGACUGUAAGUUUGGAACCCCAGUGGCGAUAGACGCGCUGCACCUCUCUUUUGGUGCUGGUCUAUAUAGGUUACCGGGGAGGGGUUAGUUUGUUGUGACGUGUACACUGUGCUUGUUUAUUUUUGUUGUAAGUCUUUAUACAUAAGUUUUAGUAUUCUGAUGCUUGUCGAAGUCCGCAGUAGUCAAAAUACAUUACAUAAUUUUGUGAUUAUGGAUGACGUACGCAGAGGUUAGGGCCUGG
This is a messenger RNA of Myxozyma melibiosi, 4138 nucleotides long. RefSeq names its product P-loop containing nucleoside triphosphate hydrolase protein. Gene Ontology annotation, biological process: endocytosis; actin filament organization; vesicle transport along actin filament. The record is from RefSeq and is a predicted model, not a curated record. The coding region runs from base 83 to 3889 and encodes 1268 amino acids. The transcript has 5 exons. Gene Ontology annotation, cellular component: actin cortical patch; cytoplasm; actin cytoskeleton. Gene Ontology annotation, molecular function: microfilament motor activity; ATP binding; actin filament binding. Lineage: Eukaryota; Fungi; Ascomycota; Lipomycetes; Lipomycetales; Lipomycetaceae.